UUUUUCUAUAGCGACCGAAUAUCCCAAUUAAAGGCUUCUCAAUUGGGAUCUUCGCUCCUUCACUGGAGCUCUCUCUCCGGUUAUCAGAUCUCACCGUUUCCACUUGUACUCUAUUGUGUAAUUUCACCGAAGCAGAUACUUUUUCAGAUCUCAAUUCGAUCUCUGACAUCUUUUCUUCUCCAGUCAGAUCAAACUUUUCCAAGAAAACAGAGGAACUAACAAGUUUCUGAGUUUUCCAAUCUUAUUUUCUGGCUCGCCAAACAUAUCCUCACUUGCACAAUUCUCCUUUUAUCAUGGGAUUUCGUUCAGGAUGUGCGAGUCCCACUUCCUGUGUCUAUCUUCUCCUUGUCGCCGGCUUGUUGCUCUUGGCUGUUGUUCGCGUAUCUGCUCAGGAGUCUGCGAAUGAUUCCGUGAAGGACGAAUUGAGCGACUGGGGUAAAGAUCUGGGCCGGCGUGGCAUGAUUGAUAAGAGUGCUCUUGGUGUAAGAAACAAGAACAAUGUGGAUUCCAUUGAUUUAAGUAUUAAUUUGGAUCACGGUCUUGGAAUUUUUGAUGCAUUAUUUGCAAGUUUUUCAAUGAUUAUGGUCAGCGAGAUUGGAGAUGAGACUUUUAUCAUAGCGGCUCUUAUGGCAAUGCGUCAUCCCAAAUCAACUGUAUUAUCGGGAGCACUAACUGCAUUGGUUGUUAUGACAGUACUUUCCACUGGACUAGGUAGGAUUGUGCCGAAUUUGAUCUCAAGGAAGCAUACAAAUAGUGCAGCUACAGUUCUUUAUGCAUUUUUUGGGCUGCGAUUACUAUAUAUUGCUUGGAGAUCAGAUUCAAAAUCCUCCCAGAAAAAAGAAAUGGAGGAGGUAGAAGAGAAACUUGAGUCAGGGCAGGGGAAAACAGCCUUCCGCCGCUUCUUUUCAAGAUUCUGCACCCCCAUAUUUUUGGAGUCAUUUGUUCUAACCUUUCUAGCUGAGUGGGGCGAUCGUAGCCAGAUAGCAACAAUUGCGCUGGCAACACACAAAAAUGCAGUUGGAGUCGCCAUUGGGGCUACAAUAGGACAUACUGUCUGUACGUCACUGGCGGUGAUAGGUGGAAGCAUGUUAGCAUCUAAGAUCUCACAAAAGACGGUUGCUACAGUCGGAGGCCUGCUUUUCCUUGGCUUUUCUUUUUCUUCUUAUUUCUAUCCUCCUCUAUAACUGAUUUUGUAGGCUAACCAGAUUCUUUAUAGAGUACUCAAUGCUCUAUACUGCAAAAAUUGCAUCUUCUUUUUUUUUAUUCACAUGUUAGACAAAGAUUUUGAACCCAUGUUUGACACCAGAUCUUACAGCAAAUUCUUUUUGUGUAAUCAGUGUAGAUAAAUAUAUUUCAGUUGUUUACUACAAAACUUCCACGCGUGAUAGUAAAAACUGCAAUGGAAGAUGUUGCCUUUUUGUU
Molecule: messenger RNA, 1422 nt
Organism: Tripterygium wilfordii
Lineage: Eukaryota; Viridiplantae; Streptophyta; Magnoliopsida; Celastrales; Celastraceae
Product: GDT1-like protein 3
Exons: 9
Coding region: 294-1184 (296 amino acids)
Biological process (GO): Golgi calcium ion transport; Golgi calcium ion homeostasis; calcium ion transmembrane transport
Cellular component (GO): Golgi apparatus
Molecular function (GO): manganese ion transmembrane transporter activity; calcium ion transmembrane transporter activity
Source: RefSeq, a predicted model, not a curated record